GCAAUGGCGGUGCUAUAGGGGUACGGAGUAGAUGGUGCCGUGAGUUGGAUGAGUUGUUCAAUUCCUACAAUGAUUGUUAAGGCCAGAUACGUGAAGGAAUAAAGGAAUAUCUCAUCUGUGUGGGGCGUAGGCUCGAGUUUUUGAGUGGAGCAAAGACGGAGAGCUCUAUCCAUUUAGAUGAUAUUUUUGUGUUGCCAAAACAUUACUGGCUAGCCAGCUACAGUAGCUGUCCUAAUGCAGUUCUUGCAAGCCAUCGUGGUGAGUUAUCUGACGUUUGCUAUCUAGCUAGCUUGCGCUACAUCUGUAUUCAGUAACCACCACCCAUCAGUUUUGUCUACCAGCCUUACUGGUGGAUCAGACCGGAUCAGAUAUAAUUGGACCGAUCCGAAAAACAAGCAUGGCUGAGAGAAAUUCCACGGGAUUACUAAUGAUGAUGUUGGAGCCAACACCGGCGGCUGCGAUGACUCUACCGGCGGAGGUUCGCGAGAAGCUGGCUGAGCUGGAGUUGGAGCUUUCUGAAGGGGACAUCACGCAGAAGGGCUAUGAGAAGAAAAGAGGAAAGCUGCUGGCUCCCUACAUCCCCCAGACACAAGGUGUAGACCCGUCUCUGCAGACUGACGGCAGGGUCCAGCCCGCACCAGCCGCUCCUGCGGCCUCCAAGCAGCACAAGACCCGGGCCGCCAACUCCCGCGAUGAGCGCUUUCGAUCCGACAUCCACACAGAAGCUGUGCAGGCGGCCCUGGCUAAGUACAAAGAGAGGAAGAUGCCCAUGCCCUCCAAGCGACGCUCCGUGCUAGUCCAGUCCUCCGUGGAGGCAUGCACCCCCCCAGACACCUCGUCGGCUUCUGAAGACGAGGGCUCGCUGCGGAGGCAGGGCCGGACGGCCUCCUCCACGCCCUGUCAGGCCCACCCCAGCGUGGAGCACUGGUUUAACAGGGUCAUCCAGGGCUCGUCCACCUCAUCCUCCGCCUCCUCCACCUCAUCCCACCCCGGAGGGAGGCCCCACGCGGCGGCCGCCGCCACUCUGCUAGCCGACCUCAUGGCGCACACCCAGAUAGAUAACCACUGUGCGCCCCCAGAUGUGACGGGCGUGUCCGAGCGCUCCGUGCACGUGGAGCGGCCCCAGGUGCCCUCAGUGCGAGGCGUCCCACGGGGCUGCAACCAUGGCAACGCCCUGGAAACUGCCGACGGCUUUCCUGGGAAAGGUGGGAGUGUCGUCCGUAGAACGGAUGGCGUCCCUGUGAACAGCCGCGUCUCCUCCAAGAUCCAGCAGCUGCUGAACACGCUGAAGAGGCCCAAGCGGGCUCCGCUGCGCGAGUUCUUCCUGGACGACUUCCAGGAGCUGCUGGACGUCCAGCAUCCUGACCCAAACCAGCCCAAACCGGAGGGGACCCAGAUGUGUCCGCUCGAAGGGGAGCCUCUGGGCGUGGUCACAAAUUGGCCCCCCUCCCUGCUGGCGUCCCUGCAGCGCUGGGGCAGCAGCCAGCCCAAGAGCCCCUGCCUGACCUCCCUGGACAACGCGGGCAAGCCCGUGUACACCCUGACCUACGGCAAGCUGUGGACACGGAGCUUGAAGCUGGCCUACACCCUGCUGAACAAGCUGAGCUCCAGAAACGAACCUCUGCUCCGGUCCGGGGACCGCGUUGCACUCGUGUUCCCAAACAACGACCCUGUUAUGUUCAUGGUGGCCUUCUAUGGCUGUCUCCUGGCUGAGCUGGUGCCUGUGCCCAUAGAGGUGCCCCUCACACGGAAGGAUGCAGGAAGUCAGCAGAUCGGCUUCCUUUUGGGCAGCUGUGGGGUCACCCUGGCCCUGACAACAGACGCCUGUCAGAAGGGUCUCCCCAAAGCUCAGACGGGGGAGGUCGCCACCUUCAAAGGUUGGCCACGGUUGCUGUGGUUUGUGACAGACGGCAAGCACGUAGUUAAGCCCCCCAAAGACUGGCACCCCUCAGUACGGGAUGCCAGCAAUGACAUCGCCUACAUCGAGUAUAAGACCAGCAAGGAGGGCAGCACCAUGGGCAUUACUGUGUCACACUCCGCCAUGUUGGCGCACUGCCACACGCUCACGCAGGCCUGCGGCUAUGCAGAGGCUGAGACCAUAACGAAUGUUCUGGAUUUCAAAAGGGAUGCAGGGCUAUGGCACGGUGUUCUCACGAGUGUAAUGAACAGGAUGCACGUGGUCAGCGUCCCCUACUCCCUGAUGAAAGUCAACCCCCUCUCCUGGAUUCAGAAAGUGCACGCCUACAAAGCGCGGGUGGCGGUGGUGAAGUCGCGGGACAUGCACUGGUCGCUCCUGGCCCAGCGGGACCAGCGGGACAUCAGCCUCAGCUCCCUCCGCAUGCUGGUCGUCGCAGACGGAGCCAACCCAUGGUCCAUCUCGUCCUGCGACGCCUUCCUCAACGUGUUCCAGGCGCGGGGGCUUCGGCCCGAGGUGAUCUGUCCCUGCGCCAGCUCUCCCGAGGCCAUGACCGUCUCCAUCCGCAGACCUCCUGAGAUGGGCGUCCCUCCCCCGGGGAAGGCGGUUCUGUCCAUGAGCGGUCUGAGCUACGGGGUCAUCAGAGUGGACACGGAGGAGAAGCUGUCCGUGCUCACUGUGCAGGACGUGGGGCAGGUCAUGCCCGGGGCUCUGGUGUGCGUGGUGCGGGUGGACGGCACGCCCUCGCUCUGUCGGACGGACGAGGUGGGCGAGAUCUGCGUCAGCUCCUCCAGCUCCGGCGUGGCCUACUUCGGCCUCCCGGGAAUGACCAAGAGCGUCUUCCAGACCAUCCCGGUGACGUCAUCGGGGGCUCCCAUCAGCGACAGGCCCUUCACUCGCACCUCGCUGCUGGGCUUCGUGGGACCGGACAACCUGGUGUUUGUUGUGGGGAAGAUGGACGGGCUGAUGGUGGUCAGCGGGCGGAGACACAACGCGGACGACGUGGUCGCCACGGCGCUGGCAGUUGAGCCCAUGAAGUUUGUCUAUAGAGGCAGAAUCGCCGUGUUCUCCCUGUCCGUGCUGCAUGACGACCGCGUGGUGGUGGUGGCAGAGCAGAGGCCCGACGCGUCCGAAGAGGACAGCUUCCAGUGGAUGAGCCGAGUGCUGCAGGCCAUCGACAGCAUCCACCAGGUGGGGGUGUACUGCUUGGCCCUGGUCCCUGCCAACACACUGCCCAAGGCCCCUCUGGGCGGCAUUCACAUCUCUGAGACCAAGCAGCGCUUCCUGGAGGGGGCGCUGCACCCCUGCAACGUGCUCAUGUGCCCCCACACCUGCGUCACCAACCUGCCCAAGCCCCGGCAGAAACAGCCAGAGGUGGGCCCUGCUUCAAUGAUAGUGGGGAACCUGGUGGCUGGGAAGAGAAUCGCUCAGGCUUGUGGGAGAGACGUGACGCAACUGGAGGACAAUGACCAGGCACGUAAGUUCCUGUACAUGCAGGAUGUUCUGCAGUGGAGGGCGCAGGCAACCCCAGAUCAUCCUCUUUUUCUGCUGCUGAAUGCCAAGGGCACUGUGGCCAGCACCGCCUCCUGCCUGCAGCUGCACAAGCGGGCGGAGCGUGCCGCCGUGGCGCUGAUGGAGAGGGCGAGGCUGAACACGGGGGACCACGUGGCUCUGCUGUACCCCCCAGGUAUCGACCUGAUCGCCACCUUCUACGGGUGCCUGUAUGCAGGCUGCGUGCCAGUCACCGUCAGACCCCCCCACUCGCAGAAUCUGGCAACCACCCUGCCCACCGUCAAGAUGAUUGUUGAGGUCAGCAAGUCCGUUUGCAUCCUGACCACUCAAGCAAUAAUGAAGCUGCUCAAAUCCAAAGAGGCCGCAGCCGCCGUUGAUGUGAAGACGUGGCCGAUGGUGCUAGACACAGAUGACCUCCCGAGGAAGAAGGCUCCUCAGAUCUACAAGCCUCCCACUCCUGAGAUGCUGGCCUACCUGGACUUCAGUGUGUCCACCACUGGAAUCCUAGCAGGAGUGAAGAUGUCCCACGCUGCCACCAGUGCCUUGUGCCGCUCCAUUAAGCUGCAAUGUGAGCUGUACCCCUCCCGCCAGAUCGCCAUCUGCCUGGACCCCUACUGCGGCCUGGGGUUUGCCCUCUGGUGUCUGUGCAGCGUGUACUCAGGUCACCAGUCCAUCCUGGUCCCCCCCCUGGAGCUGGAGAGCAACGUGUCCCUGUGGCUGACGGCGGUCAGCCAGUACAAGGUGCGCGUCACCUUCUGCUCCUACUCCGUCAUGGAGAUGUGCACCCGAGGGCUGGGCCCACAGACCGAGGCGCUCCGGAUGCGGAACGUGAACCUGUCGUGCGUGCGCACCUGCAUGGUGGUGGCGGAGGAGCGGCCCCGCAUCGCCCUCACUCAGUCCUUCUCCAAGAUCUUCAAGGACCUGGGCCUCUCCGCCCGAGCCGUCAGCACCACCUUCGGGUGCCGGGUCAACGUGGCCGUCUGCCUGCAGGCCAACAGGCUGGGGAAGCUGGCUGAGCAGGGUACUGCUGGUCCUGACCCCACCACCGUCUAUGUGGACAUGAGAGCACUGCGGCAUGACAGGGUACGUCUAGUGGAGAGAGGGUCACCUCAUAGCCUCCCGCUAAUGGAAUCUGGAAAGAUCUUGCCAGGGGUGAAGGUGAUUAUAGCAAACACGGAGACUAAAGGGCCCCUGGGAGAUUCGCACCUGGGCGAGGUCUGGGUGAGCAGCCCCCACAAUGCAACGGGGUACUACACCGUGUACGGAGAGGAGGCGCUGCACGCCGACCACUUCAGCACGAAGCUGAGCUUCGGGGACACGCAGACGGUGUGGGCGCGCACCGGGUACCUCGGCUUCCUGCGUCGCACAGAGCUCACCGACGCCUGCGGAGAGCGCCAUGAUGCGCUGUAUGUGGUGGGCUCCCUGGACGAGACUCUUGAGCUGAGAGGCAUGCGCUACCACCCCAUCGACAUCGAGACGUCCGUCAUCCGCUCGCACAAGAGCAUCGCAGAGUGCGCGGUGUUCACCUGGACCAACCUGCUGGUGGUGGCGGUGGAGCUGUGUGGCUCGGAGCAGGAGGCCCUGGACCUGGUGGCCCUGGUGACCAGCGUGGUGCUGGAGGAGCACUACCUGAUCGUGGGCGUGGUGGUGGUGGUGGACCCCGGGGUCAUCCCCAUCAACUCCCGCGGGGAGAAGCAGCGCAUGCACCUGCGCGACGGCUUCCUGGCCGACCAGCUGGACCCCAUCUACGUGGCCUACAACAUGUGAGCUCUCUGGGGCGUGCCGCAGAGACGGGGAGGGGAGAGGGACUCUCGCACCUCGGACCGGUGGGGACGGUAGCCAGAUCUCUUCGGCCGCUCCGCUUUGCCAUGCUCCGGGCCUUUGAGGGGGUCAUACCACACGUUUGCUUUUGUUGCGAGUCACUCAUAGAAUGCUCAUCUGCAAACCACAUAGAAACCCAUGUCGUACCUGUACUUAUGGGAGGGGGCCUCCUGUAUAUUUCUCUCACACCUAUAUGGCUGUAUUGCCCCAAAGCCCAGUGUCCUGACACAGAAACCCCCCCCCCCCCCCCCCCCCCCCUCCCUCCCCUCCCCGCUGUGCUGUGUUUGGAGGAGUGGGUGGAGGGCGGGGCGUUUGGGGCAAAGGGGCGUGUGAACCAUCAUUGUGCCUCAUUUCACUUGGUUGGGUGUUGUUCUUCUCUCAUUCUCAUGUAUGUCCUAUGGUUUAGACAAAAAUUGGAAUGUCUGAUUUAACAAAUGUGUGCUUGUUAAGUAUAUUUUUACUUUAUUUAAAAAACAUAACAUUCCUGUCUGCAUUUUUGUACAAAACCGUUUAUUCACAAAAACAAGACACAAGAUGUAUGCAAAUUAAUUGUUAGAUGUGUGAAAUUAAUUUAUUUUAUAUUGACUGACCUUACUGUGGUUUUAAAAGAACAAAAUGCAAAAACGUUUUUUACAUUGUUUCAUCUCUUUGAGUUGCUUCGAUUGACAGCACCUUACUGCAUUUUUCUGCAGUAUCUAAUUAAAUCCAUUAAGCAUUGGUUGUUUUCACAAACCUUGUUUCUGCAAAGUUUGUUCAGCAGGUUCCUCAGGUUCCUCAGGUGUUUUUCAAGAGGAGGCUUGACAGUUGAUUCUUGGUGUAGUACACACCAGUCAGAACAUGACUGUGCUGUGACUGACUUUUUGCUGGUCAGUACAAGUUUUCUUGCCCAUUUCAGGGCAUAGUUUCUUCAUCUUAAAAUGAUUUUUACUUGUGAUUAAUUACAUCUUCAAAUUAUCCAUCUGACAAUUGCAUCACAACUCUACUAAUUUGAGAGAGCAGAGAAUUAAAUUAAAUGAGUAAAGAUCAUUAUUGAAUUCAUGCAAAAUUUAAAUUGUGAGAGGGGUGUGAUUUUGUUUUGAGAAAAUCCAAACCAGCUUUACACUAGUUCCUCUAAAAUAUUAUGGUUUUGUUAUUACUUUCAAAAUCAUUGUCUUCACAGAAAUGUAUCUUUCAGCCAACAUUAUAACAUGGCUUGGGAAUUCUGCAUAAAUAACAAUGAUUCAGUUGACUGGAGGAACUGACUGUCUGAUCGGCACCUUAAUCUCUCUGAAUCUCCACUCUCUGUCUGAAUCUCUAGCUACAAGUGUUGAGUUGUGAACCAGAGGGACAAAGCUUUGCAUACUGUAUUCAACCUAUGAAGUGAGUGAACCUGAUGUGAAGACCCUCUCUGAAGAUUGUUUCCUCUAAAGCCUGUGCUGUACCCAAGCUUGUGAGCUUGGAAAUGGGCAUCGAGCCUACUGUAUUUAUGUACAGAUCUUGUGUAAGUUAUUUUUGGAAUUCCACAAUUUUUGGGAAUUCCACAACUGGUUGUAGCAGCAAUCCCAUGGAGCAGAAGAGACUGAAUUUGCACAGAAUGGACCAGACUAACCAUACAAGUGUUAUAGUUUUGUUUUAUAACCAGACAAGAAAGCAUACAUGAUAAAUAAUAUGCCUUGUACUAUUUUGUAUUGGUGGGAGGGGGGAGGAUGUUGAGAUGGGUUGAUUUUAGAGAAAAUAAAACACAUUAAAAUAUUUUUAAAAUUAA
Molecule: messenger RNA, 6992 nt
Organism: Conger conger (European conger)
Lineage: Eukaryota; Metazoa; Chordata; Actinopteri; Anguilliformes; Congridae
Product: disco-interacting protein 2 homolog A-like
Exons: 40
Coding region: 398-5194 (1598 amino acids)
Cellular component (GO): cell surface
Source: RefSeq, a predicted model, not a curated record